Molecule: messenger RNA, 1110 nt
Organism: Penicillium nucicola
Lineage: Eukaryota; Fungi; Ascomycota; Eurotiomycetes; Eurotiales; Aspergillaceae
Exons: 2
Coding region: 1-1110 (369 amino acids)
Source: RefSeq, a predicted model, not a curated record
AUGGUUGGGGGUCCUUGCGGGGGCCACAUGUCUUACUUGCUGCCUCUGAUGAAAGAGAACCAGAGCUCGGCAGUCAACGCUGCACUUACUGCUGUAGGAUUAGCGGCCUUGUCUAACAUUCGUCUCUCUCCGCGCAUGAUGCUCAAAGCCCGACAGGAGUAUACCACAGCUCUAUCGCAGACCAAUUAUGCUUUGAAGGACCCUCUUUUGUCCCGAAGGGAUGAUAUUUUGGCGGCGGUGGUCUUAUUAGGCAUGUUCGAAAGUAUCAGCACUAUUUACCAAGAAAAAUACAGCGCUCCAAUCAUGACUCAACUCUCAGAAGACGCAAAGCAACACCGAGAACCCGACGACCAGAUUGUCGACGACAUUGGCUUAGUCGUGAUUCGUCUCAACGAUCUCUGUGCGGCACUGAAAGACGGAACCCUCACACAACCGAGCGAGAUCAUUCGCCGGACUCUGAGUCUUGAUGCAGACCUCAUGUCAUUACUGCUUACGGCGCCUCCCGCAUGGAGUUACACUACCGUCAAAGUACCCCUGAUAGACGGAGAGCCCAUCACCAACGUCGUGUGGGGUGAUAGUUACCAUGUUUAUCGCAAUCUUGCCGUGAGCAGUAUGUGGAACAACGCCCGGUCGGCCCGAAUCCUGAUGCACGAGAUGAUCCUCGAAGCAGUAAAAGUGCUCGAGGAAACAUCGCCUGCAAACAGCGCGCUUCGUCACUCCCAGAUGCUAGCAAAUCAAAGUCGCGACAUUGCGCGCAAUCUGGUGGAUGAAAUUUGUUGCAGCGUUCCAUUCCAUAUGGGAAUGGGUGUAGACAGCAGUACUGACGGAACGGUGUCCGGGUACGACUCCUCGAAUGUACCUCCCAGUUUCGAGAUAUCAGGAGCAGGAGGUGUCACCUUGAUGUGGCCUUUGUUGAUUGCAGCCAAUUGUGGACUUGCCUCUCUUGAAAUUCGACAAUGGAUCACGAAGUGCUUGGACAAAAUUGGUCAUUCAAUGGGCAUAAACCAGGCUUUGGCCAUGGCACAGCUUCUGCGGGACGGGAUGCAUUCGCGGGCCUGGAUCUCACCGGAAAGCUCACCUGGCGAGUCUGCUUCCACUGAAUAUUUAUAG